AUGGCUCGUCCACAUACCGCUCAUCCAUAUGUCACAGAGCUGUGCAAUGGGUCGUAUAUGUUGCUAGAGUCGCCCCAGCUCAUAAUAGGUAGAAAUAGUGACAAAAGUAAGCCCUGGGAAUUGGCCGACAAUAGGCUUCUCUUGCCCUACCAGGAGCUGAGCCGGGCACAUAUCGGAUUAUCAUAUGAUGGUCACAAUCUCGAAAUAACCAACCUUGGGCGCAACAGAAUUGUCAUUUUACUCCAAACUUGCGACAGCAAUGGUGGCAACGGUGAUAGUGAGGAAGCAUGUCCCAGAAAACAGCUGAUAAUGGAGCCCAAAAACUCUCUGGAAAGGGUGUGCUCUCCCUGCAUUCUUUCUAUUCAUCCACACUCGUUCAAAGAUCACUAUGGAACAUACUAUUAUGGAUGCCCUCUUUUUCCUCCUCUAUGCAUCGUUCCAAUAGGUGGUAUGGUCGCUCGUGCAUUUCAGAUGUUAGAAGAGAUUGAUACUUUGCUGUCCUCUUCGACUUUGCAAUCCAAUCAAUCUACUUAUCUAAAUAUUAUUUUCAAUCGGUACAGCCACUCAAAGUUGGUGCUAGCGGAAUUUGUCGAUUGCACGAAUCCGCAGAUUCUUGGGCCGUUGCUGGACGGAGCCAAGAAGUUGGUUGACUUAGAGCCAUAUUAUACUACCCUCAUCGAUAUAACUACUUGUCUCCACGAAGCAAGAAGUGUACACGGCCUUGAGCUCCCAAUAGACCUAGAUAUCUAUAAGUUCGAGAAGCCACCAUGCUUUCCAGAGCACCAGCAUGCAUAUGAAAAGGUGUGCCCGCAAGAGUGUCACACACCCAUAGAGUCUAUAGAUCAUGAGCAGCUCACCGAAUUUACAGACUUCUUUUUAACAGAUGUAACAAUUCUUUCCAUAAAUGCCAAUCUGCAAAGUCUAUUUGAGACUACCCUACAAUACACUACCCUACAAGCUCCCCCCAGUAUUGAUGUUCUUGAGUGGGCGAUCACUGGCUUGACACCUGUCCUAGAAGAUGGCCGGCUUUGCUGUCACCCGGACAUAGGUCGGUUAAAGUCCUAUUACAGCAGACACAAGUACCUUCUAAUAGUGUACGAAGGAACCGAAUCUUCAACUUGGGUAGACGCCAUUCUAGAACCUGAAGCAGAAAAGAAUGUAUUGUUUGCUCUGAUAAGGAGCUCACUAGGCACGGAAAAGCCGGUCUAUAUUAUGUCUAAGAAGCAGUUCUCUGGGUUUCUCUACUAUCAGAAUUCUGGGGAUAUAUCAUAUUUCCCCUUUCCACCCUCACGGGCCUACAGAUCCUCCUCUAGCACACCUCCCACUUUGGUAGCAGCAGCGACAGAAUCUACAACUAAGGCGAUUAGCUCCGAUGCUGAAGCAAGUAAGGAGCCGUGUCUCCGGCAAUCAACCUCUCCGAGCAUUCCACAAUGUGCAAAGGAAAAUGAAGAAGUAAUUGAUAUUUCUGACAGCGAAAGCUCACAGCCCAGCUCUGAGGCUAGGGAAGCAACACGUCCAUCUGCAUCACAACAACCACCCCAGCUUCUGGACUUGCCGAAUUUUAGUGAGCGCAGGGUAAUAAAGGUGGAUCUCCCCGUAAUGAGGAUUAUCAACGGGUACGGCGUUGUGGAUUGCGACGACAUUUCGAUGUCUGUCUGGCGUGCGCUUGUAGAUGCCCUUAAUAGCGACGGUCCAGGACCGUGCCUUGCUCUCCGGUUGCAUGAGGAUGACGCUGGGCAGGCGUAG
Messenger RNA from Giardia duodenalis, 1746 nucleotides. RefSeq lists its product as uncharacterized. The transcript has a single exon. The record is from RefSeq and is a predicted model, not a curated record. NCBI's taxonomy places the organism in Eukaryota, Fornicata, Diplomonadida, Hexamitidae. Bases 1 to 1746 code for a protein of 581 amino acids. Gene Ontology annotation, molecular function: protein binding.